Molecule: messenger RNA, 3141 nt
Organism: Fulvia fulva
Lineage: Eukaryota; Fungi; Ascomycota; Dothideomycetes; Mycosphaerellales; Mycosphaerellaceae
Product: DNA repair protein rhp41
Exons: 1
Coding region: 1-3141 (1046 amino acids)
Biological process (GO): mismatch repair; nucleotide-excision repair
Cellular component (GO): nucleus; cytoplasm; XPC complex
Molecular function (GO): damaged DNA binding; single-stranded DNA binding
Source: RefSeq, a predicted model, not a curated record
AUGGCACCAAGCAGAGGCAAGGGCAAAGCGCCUGUCGACCCGGUUGCAAGCCGUUCUACGCGUUCUCAGCGAAGCACAACCCGGUCCAAGGCACGAGGCGGCGACGAUGUGCCAGAUGUGUAUGCUUCGAUGCUGGCCGAGACAGAUCACAGUGAGCUGGAGCACAGCGAUCGACCGCUCAAGAAGCGCAAAGUCACUCCGAAGGGAACGCGGGCGGUAGAGAAGACUGUAUCUACGCCGUCACGCGCAUCGAAGCCGGUGCCAGCACAGCAGCCUAGCAGUGCUGCAUCUAUAGCGGCGGCAAGGCCGAUAUCGACGAGGCUGCAAACAGUCGAGGACUCUUCCGACGAUGAGAGCGAGUUCGAGUUUGAAGAUGUUGACCUGGAGGGAGCAGACGCUUCUGCUGAUGAACAUCCCGAUGGCAUCGAGGAUCUUUCCAUAUCUGUGCAACCAGAAAGCAGCAUAAGAAGAGCACAGAAUCGCAGGAAGCCAGCUACUUCUGCAGAAAAAGCUCAUCGAUUGCUGGUGCACAAGCUGCACAUCUUAUGUCUUCUUGGCCACUGCAUGUAUGUCAAUGGCCGCUGCAACAACGCAACAGUGCAUAAGCUACUUCGACGAUUGCUCAGUGCAAGGGCGAUAUCGUACCUGAAUCCGAAGACAGAACAUUCACAGUUUCAGCGUAACAGAUCUUUCUUGGACGGAUUACAGCAAGCGACCGAUGCUUUCAAUGGUGAGUAUCAUGUUACCGCAUCUGGUAUGAUUAAACCUAUAUGGACUGUCGAUGGAGAGGAACCUCGAGAGCUUGAUCAUCUGCCACCCGUCGACAGAUCAGACUUCGUUGCAGCCGCAAAGAACAUGGAAGGUAGCCAAGACAUGGGCAAUCAGCUCUUCUGCGCUAUGCUUCGCUCGGCUGGGGUGGAUGCACGCGUGGUAUGCUCACUCCAAGUGUUGCCCUUCACCAGCGUGCCGAAAGGAUCGACGCCUCAAAAGCCAGUCAAGGAACGCAUAUUGGCAAUAGCGCCAGACACGGAUCUCUCAAAAACUGAUAGCAGCGCCGACGAAAGUGCUAUGAAAGGCAGUUCGAGAGCUGCUAUCCGUAGACGUCUCGGACAGCCAGGCUUCACAGCACCAAAGACCUCAGCAACACCGCCCAAGAAGAAAUCAAAGCAUAUCCCGAAGCUCUCGUAUCCCGUCUUCUGGGUCGAGGCUUUCAAUGCUGCUCAUCAGAAGUGGGUGCCAGUCGACCCAGUAGUGACACACAGUGUCAAUAAGCCUGCGAAGCUGGAGCCUCCCAUUAGCUACGACCUCAACCAGAUGACAUACGUUCUGGGCUUCGAGGCUGAUGGCAUCACUCGAGACGUCACGAAGCGUUAUGCCAAAGCAUACAAUGCGAAAACUAGGCGGCAUCGGGUCGAGGCAUCCAAAGACGGCAGCAAAUGGUUCAAGAAGGCGAUGCGUAUUUUCCGCCGAAAGGGCGGUGCCAAUGAUAGGGAUCAGGUCGAAGACGCAGAGUUAGCACAGAAAGAAGCAAGAGAGGGCAUGCCGGCAAAUGUGCUUGAUUUUAAGGACCAUCCUUAUUACGCGCUCGAACGACAUCUCAAACGACACGAAGUGCUUCAUCCGAAGCGAGAGGUCGGCAAAGUCAAUGCAGGUACAGCAGCGAAGCCACGCAUGGAAGCAGUCUACCGCAGACAGGAUGUGCAGAUCUGUAAGAGUGCCGACAAGUGGUACCGUGUGGGGCGAGAAGUGCUCGAAGGCGAGCAACCACUGAAACAUGUACCGGCUCGAAGGAAACGGUUCCAGACACCAGACGAUGAGGACGCUGAGCCUGACACGACCCCAAUGUAUGCACCCUACCAGACACAACUUUACAUACCGCCUCCUGUCGACAAAGAUCGCAUACCGAAGAACGUCUAUGGCAAUCUCGAUAUCUAUGUUCCCUCGAUGGUUCCAGCAGGUGCUGUUCACUUACGAGCACCUCGGGGAGUCUUCGAUGAGCCCACUGACCAAGAUCGCAAACAGUUCACAGAUAUGGCACAGCGGGCCGCCAAGCUGCUGCGCAUAGACUACGCCGAUGCUGUCACUGGUUUCAAAUUCCAGGGUCGAACGGGCACAGCUACAGUUGACGGUGUCGUUGUAGCGCAGGAGUAUGCCGACGCUGUCCGGACUGCCAUCGAAGGCUUCGAGUACGAAGCCGAAGAGGAUGCAAGCAAAGCCAGGAGUCUCCUUGCAUUGAAGCUCUGGAAGCGUUUCCUUACCGGUCUGAGAAUCGCCGAACAAGUCCGUGAGUAUGGUGACGGCACGGAAGAUCGAGACGCGGUUCACGAGAGGAUUGAUGCUGCGAAAGCUGCGGAAGAGGGACCGGGUAUGUUCCUGGAAGGAUCUGAGCGUGAGCCGCCAUUGAUCACGGCGGGGCUGUAUACGAUAGAAGAGUUGCUAAGGCCGGGUGGUGUAACGAAGCAGAGGAAGAGGAAGAAGAUCGACGAGGAGGAUGAUGAACUCAUGGAGUAUGAGCAGCAUGAUGGCACUAUCGGUCCAGACUUUGGGAUUGGAGAUGAAGGUGGAGGCUUCUUCCCUGAACAUCGAUCAUCCGCGGAGUGUAGUCAUGGCGGUGGCGGGUUCCUGCCAGAAGCUGGAGAGCAAAGAAUUUUCCAUGAAGAGGACGGCGGCUUCGUGACGGGACCAGAGCCUGAUGGUACAGAAAAUGGAGGCGGCUUCAUGGUUGACAACGAUGAUGGCGGGGGCUUCAUCGCUGAUGAAGCUGAUGAUGAAAGCGGACUAAUACCACACGACGAAACCCAAGAUGGUGGCUUCGUACUAGAUGAUGAGCCUGAGGGUGGUGGAUUCCUACCUGAUGCCGAUGCGAGCCACAACGAUGACAAGUCUAUCGCUGCGGGUGAUGAGUCGCAGCAAUUUUCCCAUGAUUCAGCCAUGGUGCAGGAGAUCCGUCAAACCGAGCAAGAUGCUUCAGCCUUGCAGGAAAUACCAAAGACAUCGUUCAGAGAGCCGGCUGGCAGCCAUCCUUCACAACAGACUGAUGCGGCGGAACUGGACAGUGGCAAUGAUAGUGAUAAAGGCUCGCUGCUCUCGCAUGAUCCUGAAGAUGACGAUGCUGAGCCGGAUUGGUUGUUGAGUGAUUGA